Molecule: messenger RNA, 909 nt
Organism: Cooperia oncophora
Lineage: Eukaryota; Metazoa; Nematoda; Chromadorea; Rhabditida; Trichostrongylidae
Source: the annotation of a GenBank genome assembly
AUGUUGGCUCGUGUCGACGAAUUUGACACUCUGACGCCUCUUAUUGUCACUCCAACCUCUUCACAACCCUCUAAUCCUAUUCCACCACUGACACGGCCUACACUGCCACGGAUCACUUCGUCGGACAGUCCUCCACCUCCACGUCGAUCGCACCAUGGAAAGACACUUAUUGUGCCUUUGAACGCUAGUCGAUAUCGUGUACCAGUUGCACCAUUGUUGGGCACCCCGGACAGUCGUAUAACGUCGUUUGAAGCUGGAACGACCAAAAGCUGUGCGACAAUCCCGGAAGAUGAUGAGAACGAGUCACCGACUUGUGAGAGGAUCGAUGAUCUCAUCUCCAUAGACAGGACAACCGCUUCUGCAUCUGAUCAAAAGCAAUCGUCAAGUCGGGGCUACUUCUUGCAUUCGUCGUACAACAUAAUCCUGCCUGUAUCUCCACCGGAAUUUCAGAUCCCAGUGCCUCAAUACUCACCUCCUUCACUGCCACGGAAUCAACUACGACCUCGGCAGCUGUCACGAGAGACACGACCCGCCGCUGAACCUGCACUGGCCACUCCUGAAGCUCAGAGUCCUUGUACUUGCACCAACAGCAUUGGGAGUCCAAACUCUACCGACUCUCCUAUCGAUACCACCGGAUCGAUUAGUGAUAGUUUCUACAUCAACAGCGAUGUAAUAUCGUCAGCAAAUGGAAUCGAAGAGGAAUCUGAAGCGUUCGACGAUCUUCAUCGAGGAUUAGCCCGAGCCGUGUAUAGUCAUGAUAAUCUAGACGAAGCAAGUGACUUUGUGAUACUCGAAGUAUUACUGAACAGUUCGACGCUGAGUCGACGUGCUGAAGUGGAGUGCCAAGGGAUUAGCAGACUAAAUAUUGCCUUAUUUUUAUGUGUUAUGGACGUUGUUUGGAUGGAAUAA